Messenger RNA from Gambusia affinis (western mosquitofish), 2751 nucleotides. RefSeq names its product visual system homeobox 1 homolog, chx10-like (gene vsx1). Gene Ontology annotation, cellular component: nucleus. The record is from RefSeq and is a predicted model, not a curated record. The transcript has 5 exons. Gene Ontology annotation, molecular function: DNA-binding transcription factor activity, RNA polymerase II-specific; transcription cis-regulatory region binding. The coding region runs from base 1262 to 2332 and encodes 356 amino acids. Gene Ontology annotation, biological process: regulation of DNA-templated transcription. NCBI's taxonomy places the organism in Eukaryota, Metazoa, Chordata, Actinopteri, Cyprinodontiformes, Poeciliidae.
UUGAAUUUAUAGAUUUAUUACAUAAAUGUGUCUGAAGGUGAUGAAGUUAAAAUAAGAAGUGUGUGUGUGUGUGUGUUUGCUUUAUUUCCAACCUGCAGUCUUUGUGUUUCUGUUGCUCCUUAUCAGGUCCAGAGGAACCCAAAUGCUUCUGCAUUUAUUCAUUCAUUCAUUCAUUCAUUCAUUCAUUCAUUCAUUCAUUCAUUCAUUCAUUCAUUCAUUCACACUGAUAGUGAUGAGCUACUACAUAGUAGCCACUGCCUGACCAGGUGGAACCUCUGCUCCAUCCUCGGUUCUCAUGAUGUUAGUAAAUAUUGAUGCAUCUGAAUUUAUUAAUUUAUAUUUCUGCAGUUCUCAGAUGUUCUUCAUGUUUUUGUUUCCUGGAUUAUUUCUGUCACGAUGAGGUUGAGAGGUGCUGAGCCUGAGGAUCCAGCUUGGAGUGGAAGAAAGAUGAUUUAAUGGUGAAAAUAUUGUAAAGUCCAGCACAGAGAAGCAGAAGGCAAAGGCUCAAAACUAAAACAACGGACCAGCAUCAGACACAGCGAAACAGAUUAGAAAAGAUGAGGAACAAGGAACAGGUGGGAUUAAAAACAAGGAGGGUGAUCAGGGAACGAGACGAUGAAGAGGAUCCACACAGAAAAUCAAAUCCUCAGUUUCGUGUCAAAAUGUUGGAUCUAUUUGGACUUUUCUCACUCAGAAAUGAUAAGCAAACAAAUAAAUAAAUACAUAUUUAAUCUUAAUUUGAUCUGAUUUAAUCUGAAGUUACUGCUGCUAAUCUCGAUGUUCCUGUCUUCAUGGGACAUUUAUAGAUGAACUUCCUGUCUCUGUCUCUUGUUCCAGAAUCUGAUCCUUCUUCAUUUCUUCUCGUUUCUGAUUCUGUUAAAAGUUUUAAACUUUCACCUCACCUGGCUCUGGGAUGCGGUUGCCAAGGUAACCACCGCAGCUCGGUGACGCGGCAGAGAGAAGAUGAAGAAGAAAUCUGGGUCUGAUCAAAGAUCAACAAACUAAACCUUCCUCCUCCUCCUCUUCCUCCGGUCAGUAAAUCCAGAUCGGAUUGGAGGGAAAUUGGUGGCAAUUAAUCCUCUGGGAUUGAGAAGAGACCCCCCUCCCGUCCCCUUUCCUCCUUCGGCCCCCCUCCUGCCCACCACGCUGGAUCUGGCUCCUGAUUGGCUGCCGCCGCGGACCCGGGGGCCCGGGGCCGCAUAAAUUCCCCCCGCCGGGUCGCGGUCCCGUUUUUCGACCUUCAUCGCUCCUCUUCCUCAGCAUGACCGGCCGGGAGGAGCUCAGCGAGGACAAGCCCAGGGUGCGGAUGCUUUCCCCGGGGUUCGGCAUCGACAAGGCCCGGCUGCACGGCUCCGGGUUCCGGUCCAAAGGCUUCGCCAUCACCGACCUGCUGGGCCUGGAGUCGGACUUGGCGGCGCGGCAGCAGCCCGCCGGGCCGCCGGGCUCCGGGCCGCCCACCGCGGGCUCCGGGACCGCCGCGGAGCCUCCGGGUCCGGCCGGCGGCCUCGGCGGCUUCUCGUUCCCGGGCGGGUCGCUGCCGCUCGGCCUGGGCUUCCUGUGCAGCCUGGCGGCGCAGCAGCCCGCCGGGGCGCCGUGCUUCCUGCCGGGACACCUGCCGCUGCUGCAGGCGCGGCCAGACGGGCACUACCUGCAGAACCUGGAGGCCCAGCGGGAGCAGUACUCCGAUGAAGAGUGUCUGUCGGACCGAAACGACUCGAAAAGCUCCGGAAAUUCCCAGAAGAGGAAGAAGAGGAGACAUCGCACCGUCUUCACCUCCCACCAGCUGGAGGAGCUGGAGAAGGCCUUCCAUGAGGCCCACUAUCCGGACGUUUACGCCCGGGAGAUGUUGGCCAUGAAGACGGAGCUGCCGGAGGACCGGAUCCAGGUGUGGUUCCAGAACCGGCGGGCGAAGUGGCGGAAGCGUGAGAAGUGCUGGGGCCGCAGCAGCGUCAUGGCGGAGUACGGUCUGUACGGCGCCAUGGUUCGCCACUCCAUCCCGCUGCCAGAGUCCAUCCUCAACUCGGCCAAGAACGGCAUGAUGGGUUCCUGCGCCCCCUGGCUGCUCGGUAUGCACAAGAAGUCCCUGGAGAUGGCCAAGAAAUGCUCCAGCCCGCCGCCGCCUGACCCGUUCUGCGACGCCCCGCAGCGGCGCGCCGAGGGGGCUGGGCUUCUAGAGGGGGAGGAGACAGAGGAGGAAGAGGAGGAAGAGGAAGAGGCCAUCGACCUAUCCAGCUCCGCCAAACAGCCGCAGCAGGAAGAGGGCGGGGCCUCCGCAAGGACCGCCCCCUCACCACAGCAGGGGAGCAGCAGCGAAUCAGAGGAACACAGCUGAAGGUGGGCGGGGCCUGCCUGGACUGUAAUCUGAUUGGCUCUUCCUUCAUGAGGAAGCGUCAUCUGUUGCCAUGCAAACCUGCCGUAUUAAGGCGGAGUUUAUUUUUUUAUGUGGAGCAGGGCAGCUCCACCCACCCGGGAACCAAUCAGAGAGGAGUGGGCGGGGCUAGAGGAGAGGCUGAAGGUUCUGCAGAACCUGGAGUACUUCACUGGACUGGGUUGGACUCCAGAACUCCAGGACUUCAUUUGGUUCUUUUCCCCGUUUUCUACCUGUGCAAGGAGGAAACUUCCUGUCUGAGUGUUUGGAGAUCAGAAUGUAAAAUACAAACUAUACUUACUGUUAUGGUUGUUGUUGUUAUUAUUAUUAUUACUAAAUGUCUGUACAGCCAUUGGUCACCAGAGUGAAAAAUAAAAAUAAGA